AUGGCGGGACUAGCCUCGGAUGCAGCCAUCGUGGCUGCUGUCGCCAUCACCCUUCGCCUUCUUUACCUUCGACUGUUGCCCCAGCCAAUACCUGGCGGGUUGCCGUAUAAUGUCGAAUCUGCCAAAAGAUUUCUUGGAGACGGGCCCUAUUUCAUCAAGUUGUAUAAUACGGGCGAAUUCUGGCUCAGGUUCUUCCAGGAGUUGCUCACCAAGCAUUCCACUCCCAUCGCCCAGUUCUUCCCCGGCCCUUUUCGUGGAACGCACGUGGUGAUUGGCGAUUAUCGCGAGGCCCGCGAUUUGAUGUCAAGGCGGGGCAAGGAUCUCAGCCGUGGGGUCAAGAAUAAUGUAGCGUGGAAGAGUGUGCUUCCGGAGCACUUUAUCGCCAUGGAAGAUUCGCAUCCAUCGUUCAAGGACGCCAAGUUCCUUACCAAGGAUCUGAUGACGCCGAGCUUCUUACAUGGGGUGUCGGCACCAGCCUCAUACAAGAUGGUUCGGAAUUUCAUCGAGCUAUGGAAAAGCAAAGCGGUUCUUGCCAACGGCCGACCUUUCGAUGCCGAAGCCGAUCUCGAGGCCUUCACUUACGAUAUCAUGAAUGCUACGGCCUUUGGCAUUUCUGUAGACGAUAGCUACACUUCGGAACGGCUCCGAUCUCUUCCCUCACCCAACGCAAACGAAUCGUUAAAGUCUCAUCCCUCGCGGCUAGCCGAGUUCCCAAACGUCAAUCCCCCAGAACUUCUGACAGCUCUGAAUACUCUCAACGUGAGAAUCAAUGGUGCCUUUCGCGCCCUGGUUCCCCAGCUAUUCUUGCUCUACGACAAUCAUCGGCCAACUACCCACAGAGCAUUUCGUUCAAAAAGAACCAUCCUCCAAUCCCACAUUGACUUGUCUGUUGAAAAGCUAUCCCAUAGCACCUCAAAAGAAGAGUUCGCCUCGGCAGUAGACUAUAUCGUCUCGCGCGAAAAGGCGGCAGCCGACAGCGCAGGGCGAAAGCCAGUCUUUGACUCGGCACGGAUGAACGACAUGAUCUGGGGCUACCUCGUCGGCGGCCAGGAUUCUACGCGCAGCACCCUCUGCUUCACGGCCAAGUACCUCGGCGUCCACCAGGACGUCCAGUGCAAGCUCCGCGAGACGCUACGGCUUGCCUACCCAGAUGCGGUGUCCGAGCAGCGAGACCCGUUUAUCGAUGAGAUAAUCAAGACGCACAUCCCCUACCUCGACGCUUUUAUCGAAGAGACGCUGCGCCUGAGCAGUCCCGCUGGGGCCAUUACAAAGGAGACGCUGUACGAUAUGGACAUGUUUGGGUACCGCAUUCCCAAGGGGACACCGCUCGUGUUUCUGUUGACGGGGCCCACGGUGUCGGAGGCCGGCGCCAAGGUCGACGAAGCCAGGCGCAGCGAAACGUCACAAAAGCUUGCCGACGAAGGCGUUGGGGACUGGGCCCUGACCGACUAUCCCCCGGAAGAGUUUCACCCAGAACGCUGGCUGCAACGUGACGAGGACGGCGAGGUCGUGUUCAAUAACAGAGCCGGCCCGUUUCUGAGUUUCAGCUACGGCCCGAGGGGGUGCUGGGGCAAGCGGCUGGCGUACAUGGAGCUGAAGCUGAUUGUUACGCUCUUGGUUUGGAAUCUGGAGUUUCUGAGGCUGCCUGCUGACUUGGAGGAUGAUGGUGUCGUUGAGGGCCUUUUCACGAAGCCCAGAUCGUGCCUGGUGAAGCUGAGGAGUGCAACGGCGACGUGGUAA
Messenger RNA from Colletotrichum orchidophilum, 1740 nucleotides. RefSeq names its product cytochrome P450. Bases 1 to 1740 code for a protein of 579 amino acids. Gene Ontology annotation, molecular function: iron ion binding; monooxygenase activity; oxidoreductase activity, acting on paired donors, with incorporation or reduction of molecular oxygen. The record is from RefSeq and is a predicted model, not a curated record. The transcript has 2 exons. Lineage: Eukaryota; Fungi; Ascomycota; Sordariomycetes; Glomerellales; Glomerellaceae.